AGAUAACGUAACGGAAAAUAACAUAUUUUGGUAUUUCAACAGGCGAAAAGCAUGCUAUAACAAUGAAGCAUCUAGAACUUCGCCAGAGACUACCCAUCAGUUCCGAUGCAGAGCUAGAGCAUGGGAGUUACGAUCAUGCGGAUCACAGACCUUCCUUUUCUAAAUAUGAAAGCGAACUUCUGAAGAAGGAUGAAGAGCCAGUUGGAAUUCUGUCCGUGCUAAUGACUGGUGUCACCAUUUUCACUUACUGCAUGGACGUCGCGUCUUCGGCCGUUUUAUGUUACUGGUUAUUUGAUGUCAGACGCUGGUGGUGGUGGAUGUCAGUAACACCACUGAUAAUAUCUUUGCUCAUCGUCAAUGCUUUCAGUAUGCGAUGGUAUAUACAUGAUUCUCAAGAAAACAAAGAACAUUUGUUGCAUGCAAGCCCUGGUCACUGGGUUAUGAGGGCAGCGUUCCACGUAAUACUGCUGGGACCACUAAUUCGGUAUUCUGAAUUAUUUUUGUAUGGCUUGCACACAUGCGAUAGGAAAGAUCCUAAACGUGACCAGUAUCGGCUAAUGUUUCUGCAAGAGGACAGAGAUAUUUCGAUGCUAACUUUGGUGGGGAGUUUUAUAAAGUCUGCGCCAGUGCUCGUAUUGCAUAUGUACAUUUUGGUGCAGAACAGGAUACCACUCAACGCACCUACGACCCGAGCCCAAGCGGUGAAUCUUGUUUCUGCUCUCGUGGAGUUAUCUCUUGCUCAAAGUGCCUAUCACAGGGCUCGACGUCGCGCUACUCCUCUGAAGCAGAACAUGACGAGGAUUGGCACUGCCGCGCAGUUUUUCAGCCACUGUUGCGUCAUAGCAUCCAGGGUCAUGGCGUUGGCAGCAUUCGCGUCAAUCUAUGGACACUGGAUUUUUCUAUUUGUUGGAAUCCAUUGGUGCCUGAUGACAGCCUGGCUCAUGUGCUUGAGGACAUCCUUCUGUGUAAGCUCUACUGGCCAGCCUCGACCUUUGGAAGAGUUCAUAUUUAAUAUCGUCGUUGGAGUAAUUUAUGUCUUCUGUUUCGUGAACGUUAAAGACGAACCUACUAGGUGGAAAUACGCAACUUAUUAUUUCAUCAUAUGGGUAGAAAAUCUAGUCCUGAUUCUUCUGUGGUACCUCAGAGCAGAUCCUGAUCUCUGGUUUAGGAUUCCUUUACUGAACGCCGUCAUUCUUAGUUUAGCUGUUGGUUUGACUUUUCUUGUGCUGUACUAUAGAUAUCUGCAUCCGAAUAAAGUUGCAAAUAUUCUACAACAACGUUAUUAAUUACCUGAAUCUUUCAUAUGCAUAUAAAUUUUGUUUUGACGAAGCAUUAUGAAAAGAUGCUGUCGUUUCACGUAUAGUUAUUUUUUUGUUGUUGUUGUUACAGCUGUGUUAUGUAAACUUCAAUGUAAUUAUGUUUUGUAAUGUUGUUAAAAAUAAAAAU
This is a messenger RNA of Argiope bruennichi, 1446 nucleotides long. RefSeq names its product XK-related protein 6-like. Bases 63 to 1286 code for a protein of 407 amino acids. Gene Ontology annotation, biological process: phosphatidylserine exposure on apoptotic cell surface; apoptotic process involved in development; engulfment of apoptotic cell. The transcript has 5 exons. NCBI's taxonomy places the organism in Eukaryota, Metazoa, Arthropoda, Arachnida, Araneae, Araneidae. Gene Ontology annotation, cellular component: plasma membrane. The record is from RefSeq and is a predicted model, not a curated record.